Molecule: messenger RNA, 1823 nt
Organism: Alnus glutinosa
Lineage: Eukaryota; Viridiplantae; Streptophyta; Magnoliopsida; Fagales; Betulaceae
Product: malate dehydrogenase [NADP], chloroplastic
Exons: 14
Coding region: 220-1536 (438 amino acids)
Biological process (GO): tricarboxylic acid cycle; oxaloacetate metabolic process; malate metabolic process
Molecular function (GO): L-malate dehydrogenase (NAD+) activity; L-malate dehydrogenase (NADP+) activity
Source: RefSeq, a predicted model, not a curated record
AAAAUCAUCCUUUAUUACUUUCUGUGUUCCACUGCCUCUGUUUCCUCUCCCACCUCUCUUCUCCCUCCAAAUCCCACCCUCAACACCAAACCAGAGCUUCUCUCUCUCUCUCUCUCUCUCGGUAAAGAGAGCUUGUCAAUCUGAACGAAAGCCUCUUUUUCUUUUUUCUCUAAAGCUUUCUUUCUCUCACUCUCUCGAAAAGUUUCUGUCUCUGCUGCCAUGGCGGUGGCAGAGCUAUCAGCUUCCUACACCAAGACCCACUUGAACUCAACCCAGCUCUCAUUCUUGUCGACCCGUCUCCCCAAUCACCGCCGCUGCGCUUUUCGACCGUUCCCUCGAACACGAAGCGCUGCCACCAUCUCUUGCUCUGUUGCACCAAAUCAAGUUCAAGCUCCGGCCGCAGUGGAAGCUGAGGACCCCAAGAACAAGUCCGAAUGCUACGGUGUGUUCUGCCUCACCUAUGAUCUCAAGGCCGAAGAAGAGACGAAAUCCUGGAAGAAAUUAAUUAAUAUUGCAGUCUCAGGUGCUGCUGGGAUGAUAUCUAACCAUCUACUUUUCAAACUUGCAUCUGGUCAGGUUUUUGGUCCUGAUCAACCUAUUGCUUUGAAACUUUUGGGAUCUGAAAGGUCAUUCCAAGCUCUUGAAGGUGUCGCUAUGGAAUUGGAGGAUUCCUUGUUUCCUUUGUUGAGGGAGGUUAGUAUAAGCAUUGAUCCAUAUGAAGUGUUUCAAGAUGUAGAAUGGGCUCUUUUAAUAGGAGCAAAGCCCCGAGGGCCUGGAAUGGAACGAGCUGGUUUACUGGAUUUAAAUGGGCAGAUUUUUGCUGAGCAGGGAAGGGCUCUCAAUGCUGUUGCAUCCCAUAAUGUCAAAGUGUUAGUUGUGGGCAACCCUUGUAACACUAAUGCAUUAAUUUGUUUGAAAAAUGCUCCAAACAUACCCGCAAAAAAUUUCCAUGCUUUGACUCGAUUAGAUGAGAAUAGAGCAAAAUGUCAGCUGGCCCUCAAAGCAGGUGUAUUCUAUGAUCAAGUGUCAAAUAUGACCAUCUGGGGAAACCACUCAACCACUCAGGUUCCGGACUUUUUAAAUGCUAGAAUUAAUGGCUUGCCUGUCAAAGAGAUUAUCAAGGAUACCAAGUGGUUAGAGGAGGAGUUCACCGAAAAGGUCCAGAAGAGAGGUGGUGUGCUGAUUGAAAAAUGGGGAAGAUCUUCAGCUGCAUCUACUGCUGUGUCAAUUGCUGAUGCAAUACGGUCUUUAGUUACUCCAACCCCUGAGGGUGAUUGGUUUUCAUCUGGAGUUUAUACCACUGGAAAUCCUUACGGAAUAGCAGAGGAUAUUGUUUUCAGUAUGCCAUGCAGAUCAAAAGGAGAUGGUGAUUAUGAACUUGUCAAGGAUGUAAUAUUUGAUGACUACCUUCUCAAGAGAAUAACCAAGACUGAAGCUGAACUGCUAGCUGAGAAGAGAUGCGUUGCCCACCUUAUAGGGGAGGGAGUCGCUUUCUGUGAUCUACCCGAGGAUACGAUGCUUCCCGGAGAGAUGUAACACUUCGAUACUGUUUUUUAUUCUGAAGAAUGCAUAUGAAAGCUACCACAAUACUGUCCGGAGAGAUUCUAGAUAUCAAAAUUAAAAUUAUAAUAUUAUUUAUGUAAAAUAUGUUUGCAAAAUAAUUUUGGCAGGCAGUAAAAAUGAUUUAGUGUUGAGCCACUUGUUGAAUUUUGAAGUUAUGCCUUCGGCUUAGAGCUAUUAAGUUGAUGCCUACUAGUUGCUCUAAGUAAUUGUAUUGUGUACUUUGAUAAGUUAAUUUUAUAUUCUUUGAGUGCUGUGUAUUA